GAUCUUGAUUGGAAGAUACUCUUACUUAAUAAUAGGAGUAGUCAAUACAGGUGAUGGAGCAGCUCUUUGUCAAAUUCAACUUCUCACCCCUCUUUCUCUUCUCCACACCCACACUUCUCUUGCUGAAUUCCCUACAAAAUUGACGUUUCUCCAGUUUUGAAAUUGAUUGCCUUUUCUAAGAGUGUUGUAUGGUGGUUGGUGGGCUGUGAUGGCGACGGACACGACGGCCCCGAGCUACUGGCUGAACUGGAGAUUCUUGCUGUGUGCAAUAUGGAUCGUGGUGACUAUGAUCGCUGCAGCGCUCAUUAUAUGGAGGUAUGAGGGGCGUGGCUCGUCUAGGGGACGUGCAAGUGGGGGUCGGAGGAACAAGGGCGCGUCUUGGGCAACAUGCUCGAGAUCAAUCCAUCCCGUUUGGCUGCUUGGUUUUCGGAUUGUUGCUUUCUGCGCCUUGCUAGGAUUGAUCCUUGCUGAUACCAUCAUCCAUGGUGUUGGCAUAUUCUACUUUUACACUGAGUGGACAUUCACAUUAGUAACCAUCUAUUUUGGGCUGGCGUCGUCCCUCUCCAUCCUCGGGUGCCUUAAAGGGGAGCCGAAGGGGGAUCGUUCCAUCGCUGCAGAUGCAGAGCGUGGCCCGUUUGUAGCACCGGCAGAUGCAGAUGAAGAUGCACACACCGCAAAAAUAAGCUUCAACGACUCUCACCACGACCCUACUCCCGUAAUUGCAUCUAUCGGGGAAUACGCCUUUCAAAUAAUCUUUCAGAUGUGCGCUGGGGCCGUCAUGCUCACAGAUUCGGUGUACUGGCUCGUGCUAUACAGCAAAGAUGACGAUUUAACCUUUCUGAUCGUCUGCAUGCAUUCCGUCAAUGCAGUUUUCCUCCUCGGUGACACCAUUUUAAACUCCGUGAGUUUCCCCUUCUUUCGAAUCGCAUAUUUUGCUCUGUGGACAUGCGUAUUCGUCAUUUUCCAGUGGAUCAUCCAUGCUUGUGUUUCGAUGAGUUGGCCGUAUACCUUCCUAGACUUGUCUUCGUCUUAUGCUCCCUUAUGGUAUCUGGCUGUUGGAUUGCUGCAUAUUCCAUGUUAUGGGAUCUUCUCACUUAUAUUCAAGAUUAAACAACGUUGUUUAUCAAAGCAGCAACAACAAUUUUGAGGGGCAAAAGGCUCAUGAAAAUAUAUCCUAGAGCUAGAAAGCAUAAAUUGGCUAGGAAUGAACAUUCUUCAUACAAUUGUAUGUCUAAUCAAAUUCUUUCUCGUACACAGUUGCCACAAAUAUUCUGUAACUGAAAAUUGAGAAUAUGAGUUUUAUACAUCAGAAUAUCGCCUUCUUGAA
Messenger RNA from Salvia miltiorrhiza (redroot sage), 1327 nucleotides. RefSeq lists its product as uncharacterized. The coding region runs from base 209 to 1147 and encodes 312 amino acids. The transcript is spliced from 9 exons. The record is from RefSeq and is a predicted model, not a curated record. Gene Ontology annotation, cellular component: membrane. Lineage: Eukaryota; Viridiplantae; Streptophyta; Magnoliopsida; Lamiales; Lamiaceae.